Juglans regia (Persian walnut) is the source of this 1389-nucleotide messenger RNA. RefSeq names its product putative disease resistance protein At1g50180. The transcript has 3 exons. The record is from RefSeq and is a predicted model, not a curated record. Gene Ontology annotation, biological process: defense response to other organism. The coding region runs from base 1 to 1389 and encodes 462 amino acids. NCBI's taxonomy places the organism in Eukaryota, Viridiplantae, Streptophyta, Magnoliopsida, Fagales, Juglandaceae. Gene Ontology annotation, molecular function: ADP binding.
AUGGGUGGGGAUGCUUCCUCCUCAAGUAGAAAAAUGCAUGCCAGGCAGCCCUGGUACCACAAGGUGUACUUGGCUGAGUACCAUCCUGCCAAGUAUCGAAAGGGUGAGCCUACCAGGGUCAUCUCCUUCAUGGAGGCUGACGAAGAAGAGGCCCUGUACCCCCAUGACGAUGCGUUGGUGGUGAUUAUGCUGGUCGCCAACUUCACCACCUGCAGAAUCCUCAUUGAUAAUGGGAGUUCUGCAAACAUCCAAUUUUGGGAGACCUUAACCAGGAUGGGAAUGAUGUUGCCCGAUGCGAGGCAAAACGAAAGAGAGAGUGUACGCCAGUGGGUUGCAGAUAUCAGAGAUGUUGCUUAUGACGCCGAAGAUAUUAUUGAGAGGUAUGCCCUCAAAGUUGGCUCCAGAAAGGAAGGAGGCAUACAAAAUGUCCUCAAGAGGUUUGCUUUCAUCUUGGGAGAAGCAAAAACUAUUUUCCAAACUAGCUCAGAGAUUGGUAAAAUAACAAAGAGAAUUUCUACAUUGAACUCACGUUUACAAAAUUAUGGCAUAAAAUUUGAUUCGAUGGAAGGUGGAGGCCCGAGUUCUUUGAGCGAGAAGAUAAGAGAGCAAAGGCAAACUUAUGCGCAUGUUGAACAUGAUCAUGUUGUUGUUGGAUUGGAGGAUAAACUGAAGGAGGUGGUGGCAUGUUUGACAGAAGAGGUCAAAUACAAGUACAGAGUCGUUUCCAUAUGUGGUAUGGGUGGUCUUGGAAAGACUACUCUUGCUAGGAAGGUUUAUCAUCACCAAGAAGUCAAGAGUCACUUCAAUUGUCGUGCCUGGGCAUGUAUUUCCCAACAAUGUCAAAGAAGAGAUGUUUGGGAAGGAGUUAUGAUCGGUCUUAUCUCUCCAUCUAAAGAGAAGAGAGAUGAAAUUCGAAGCCUGAGAGAUGAAGAGCUUGCUGAGAAACUUUGUGAAGUUCAGCGCCAAAAGAAAUGUUCGGUGGUUCUAGAUGAUAUCUGGAAAGUUGAGGAUUGGAACAGUUUAUGUGCUGCCUUCCCAAUGAAUGAUACAAACAGCAGAAUAUUGCUUACCUCUCGUAAUGAAGGCUUGGCUUUGCAAGUAGAUCCAAGGGGCCCCCUUCACAAAUUAAAGUUUCUAAACGAUGAAAACAGCUGGGAAUUGCUUCAAAAUUUAGCAAUUUCAUGGAGAGAAGGAGGACUUUUGGCAACAAAGCAAACGAUUGAAGACUGGGAAAAAGUGCAGAGAAAUGUUAAAUCAUACCUUCAUCAACAGAGAGAUCUUGGAAUAAGCGCGGUGUUAGCUUUAAGUUAUGAUGAUUUGCGUUUAGACUUGAAAUUGUGCUUCCUAUAUUUAGGCCAUUUCCCAGAGGAUUUUGAGAUAACGGACUAA